AUGAGGUACUGUCUUCGAUGCAUCCUUUAUAUAUUAACGAUAUUGCAUGCUGUUAUCAUUGCUGAUGACGCAAACUCCAAGUUUAAGAAAUGCUGUAAAGCGUAUAAACCGUUGUUACAUAAUGAAACUGCAGUGAACGAAUGUCUCAACAAGUACUGCGAUUUCGACACUAUCUCACAAACUAAUGUACUUGUAUUUUUGAAACAUUGCGAUGGUACUGUUGUUGGUAAUAUGUUUUCUUGCGCAUCAUCUAAUUAUGAUCACACCCAAUGUUGUUUGGAUAAUGGAGUGAGCGGAAAAUGUCUGGAAUACUGCUCAGCUCAGGAUGGUGUACCUCCAAAUUAUUUGGACUAUUUAACAUGCCUGGAUUACUUUGAUACUAUCAAGCAAUGCUUCAGGAAUUAUCUCGAGAAGAAUCCUGCUAUCAAAUCUUAA
Messenger RNA from Loa loa (African eye worm), 435 nucleotides. RefSeq names its product DB module family protein. Lineage: Eukaryota; Metazoa; Nematoda; Chromadorea; Rhabditida; Onchocercidae. The transcript has 3 exons. The coding region runs from base 1 to 435 and encodes 144 amino acids. The record is from RefSeq and is a predicted model, not a curated record.